ACCCCCGCUACCUGUAUAUAUCUCUUGCCAUCUUCCAAAUACAAAUGACAGUCAGCCGCUAUCAGCUUGCCACUUCUGAAGCAAGAAAAGGAAUAUGAACACUAUGGAAAGGGUUAUCGUUUCUAAAAAAUAAAUAAGUAAGUAAUAAAACGGCGGUCAUAGAGAGAAAGUAGUAUUACUAGACAUAACGAGAGCACUUAAUGGACCAGAACUACCGGACCUAGAACGCCACGAUUGGUUCUCAGCAAGGUGGAGUUUUAUGAGUGAGGCCACCAUCGAUUGCCAUUACGCGAUUCGGUUAGCGGAUGGAGGAACAUCGACAGGUCACCCGAAGAUAACUGCUGCCUUUCCUGGAAAUAACAAGUACAUAAAAGGAAACAAGAAGAUAAAAAACUUAGUAGGAUUUUCAAAAUGGAAUUAUAUGAAAUUGUUUUUAAGAAAUAUCAGAUUGUAUACAGAUUUUGCCUUUAGAGGUGUUUUUUUACGAUGUGUGAAUGACUGAUGUUAAGGGAACUAUUCCCGGGUCUCUUAAGUAAAGUUUGUGCGUCACAGGUCGCUGAAAACACUAUUUACUCAGGAGGACCUGAUGAAAACGGGCAGGGCAGUUAGUUGAAUCAAUAUGGCUGAAUUGCAGGGUAGGGGGCACUGGAUGGAACUACCCAAAGCGUCUGGAUGCUUGUAACAGAACAUGGCAACCUUUCCCAGGGCAUCGGUAGCCUCAGAAUAAUGUCUAAAGGUAAACAUAAUUACUAUCCGGACUCUCCGUCUGUCCGCGUAUCCAAGAUGGAUGUUAUCAUCCCGUUCUCCCCAGAUGUGCCCUGUGAUAGCAACGGGCAGCGCAUGUGGUGGGCUUUCCUCGCCUCCUCCAUGGUCACUUUCUUUGGAGGUCUCUUCAUAAUUCUGCUCUGGAGAACUCUCAACUACAUGUGGACUGUCUGCUGCCACUGUAACGCCAAGAAGAAGGGUUCCCAACGGGGCCAGAACCCUGUCUCCCAUGGCGAUGGCAUCAAGCACACCAAGGAGACGGUGGCGGCCCUCAGCGAGGUGGGCUGGAUGACCUCCGUCAAGGACUGGGCCGGGGUCAUGAUAUCAGCCCAGACGCUGACCGGCAGAGUCCUGGUUGUGCUUGUCUUUGCCCUCAGCAUUGGAGCCCUUGUUAUAUACUUCAUUGAUUCCUCUGACCCCAUUGAGUCCUGUCAGAACUUCUACAAAGACUUUACACUACAGAUCGAUAUGGCUUUCAACAUCUUCUUCCUCUUGUACUUUGGUCUACGGUUCAUAGCGGCCAAUGACAAGCUGUGGUUCUGGCUGGAAGUGAACUCUGUGGUGGACUUCUUCACAGUGCCCCCGGUGUUUGUAUCGGUUUACCUCAACAGGAGCUGGCUUGGCUUGAGGUUUUUAAGGGCCUUAAGACUGAUACAGUUCUCAGAAAUCUUACAGUUUUUGAAUAUUUUAAAAACAAGCAAUUCCAUAAAACUGGUGAACUUAUGUUCAAUCUUCAUAAGCACAUGGUUAACAGCUGCAGGCUUCAUACAUUUGGUGGAAAACUCAGGGGAUCCUUGGGAAAACUUCCAAAAUUCCCAGUCACUUUCCUACUGGGAAUGUGUCUACCUACUCAUGGUGACUAUGUCCACUGUGGGCUAUGGAGAUGUGUAUGCAAAAACCACCCUCGGACGACUUUUCAUGGUCUUCUUCAUCCUUGGUGGUUUGGCCAUGUUUGCUCGCUACGUGCCAGAAAUUGCUGCUCUCAUCCUUAAUCGGAAGAAAUACGGAGGGAGUUAUAACUCGACCCGAGGCAGAAAGCACAUCGUGGUCUGUGGUCAUAUAACGCUUGAAAGUGUUUCCAACUUCCUUAAAGACUUCCUACACAAGGACAGGGAUGAUGUCAAUGUAGAAAUUGUUUUUCUCCAUAAUAUUUCCCCUAAUCUUGAGCUGGAAGCCUUGUUUAAGCGCCACUUCACCCAGGUGGAGUUCUACCAGGGAUCUGUUCUCAACCCUCAUGACCUGGCCAGAGUCAAGAUUGAGUCCGCCGAUGCCUGUUUGAUCCUAGCUAAUAAAUACUGUGCAGACCCUGAUGCUGAGGACGCUUCCAACAUCAUGAGGGUGAUAUCCAUCAAGAACUACCACCCAAAGAUCAGAAUCAUCACCCAGAUGCUGCAGUACCAUAACAAGGCCCACCUGUUGAACAUUCCCAGUUGGAAUUGGAAGGAAGGGGACGACGCCAUUUGCCUUGCGGAGCUGAAGCUGGGCUUCAUCGCCCAGAGCUGCCUGGCCCAGGGCCUCUCCACCAUGCUGGCAAACCUCUUCUCCAUGAGGUCCUUCAUUAAGAUUGAAGAGGACACGUGGCAGAAGUAUUACCUGGAAGGGGUCGCCAAUGAAAUGUACACAGAGUACCUGUCUAGUGCCUUUGUAGGUUUAUCCUUCCCAACCAUUUGUGAACUCUGCUAUGUGAAGUUGAAGCUUCUACUGAUCGCUAUUGAAUACAAGUCGGAUAUCAGGGAAAGCAGCACACUCAUCAACCCUGGAAACCAUGUGAAGAUGCAGGAGGGAACCUUGGGCUUUUUUAUCGCAAGCGAUGCCAAAGAAGUUAAGAGGGCACUUUUCUACUGCAAAGCUUGUCAUGAUGACAUCACAGAUCCCAAAAGGAUAAAGAAAUGUGGAUGCAAACGAGUGAUCUAUUCCAAGAUGUCCGUCUACAAGACCGUGAUCCUGGCGUGUUGUUUUGAUUGCGGCCGCUCCGAGCGCGACUGCUGUUGCAUGUCUGCCAGCGCGCAUCGCCCGAGCGAGGAUUCCGCCGAGCAGCGCGGCUUCCCGCUCUCGCCUGUUUCUCGUUACGAUUGCUCCGCCGCCGUACGUGCCUCAAAAAAUAACUAUAACGGAUAUAUCAAAUCAAUUGAAGAGGAGCAGCACUCGACACUGUCACCUAAAAGAAAACAACGCAAUGGAAACACACGGAACUCGCCCCACGGUUCACCCAAAAUGAUGAGGCAUGACCCGCUCCUCAUGCCGGGGAACGAGCAAAUCGAGAACAUGGACGUGAACGUGAAGAAGUACGACUCCACGGGGAUGUUCCAUUGGUGCCAGUCCAAAGACAUUGAGAGAGUCAUCCUGACACGGAGCGAAGCAGCCAUGACGGUUCUGAGCGGCCAUGUUGUGGUCUGCAUAUUUGGAGACGCCAAGUCGGCCUUGGUGGGCCUCAGGAACCUUGUGAUGCCUCUCAGGGCAAGCAACUUCCACUACCACGAACUGAAACCCAUCGUGUUCGUUGGUUCUCUUGAGUACCUGAAGAGAGAAUGGGAGACCCUUCACAACUUCCCCAAAGUUUCCAUCUUACCGGGUACCCCAUUAAGCCGAGCCGACCUCAGGGCUGUCAACAUCAACCUCUGCGACAUGUGCGUCAUCCUGUCGGCCAAUCAGAACAAUAUCGAUGACGCGUCACUGCAGGACAAGGAGUGCAUCCUGGCGUCGCUCAACAUCAAGUCCAUGCAGUUUGACGACAGCAUCGGGGUCUUGCAGGCUACUUCUCAAGGUUUCACGCCACCAGGUAUGGACAGGUCCUCUCCGGAAAACAGUCCUGCUCACGGGGGCCUGGCCCGACAGGCAUCAAUCACAACAGGAGCCAACAUCCCCAUCAUCACGGAGCUAGCGCCAUUAGCAAAGGCAGCAGGCAAAGUCCUGCCUGUGGUUUCACUGAGUCAGGAUAAGAGCAGUGGCAUCAACAUUCAGAUAAUAACUGAACUGGUGAACGACUCCAAUGUGCAGUUCCUCGACCAGGACGAUGACGACGACCCGGACACAGAGUUGUACCUCACGCAGCCCUUCGCCUGUGGCACUGCCUUUGCUGUCAGUGUGCUGGACUCGCUAAUGAGCGCGACGUACUUCAACGACAAUAUCCUCACUCUGAUCCGGACCCUGGUGACCGGGGGGGCCACUCCGGAGCUGGAGGGUCUGUUGGCGGAGGAGAACGCAUUACGGGGAGGCUACAGCACCCCGCAGACCCUGGCUAACCGGGACAGGUGUCGCGUCGCUCAGCUUGCCUUGUACGACGGGCCCUUCGCCGACCUGGGGGACGGUGGUUGCUAUGGUGACCUAUUUUGUAAAGCGUUAAAAACAUACAACAUGCUGUGCUUCGGAAUUUAUCGCCUGAGAGACGCACACCUAAACACACAAAGUCACACUAGUCUGUGUACCAAACGCUACGUGAUAACCAACCCACCCUACGGCUUUGAGCUGGUGACGUCGGAUCUGAUCUUCUGUCUGAUGCAGUUUGACCACAACGCGGGCCAGUCCCGCGCCAGCCUCUCCCACAGCUCCCACUCCUCCCACACCUCCAGCAGGAAAAGCGUCCAUUCCAUCCCUGCCACCAACCGCACCAACCGAGCCAAGAGCAGAGACCUGCGGGACAAACAGAAGACGUGUUUAACAGUUACUGAGGUCGCUGAGUGAACACCUGUGGUCAGUACUGUGGAAAAGACGUGGUUUACAGAUGAGCCUGAGAAUGAAGCCGACCCAAGAAACAUUCACAAAAACCCUGCAACUACCAGAUCCUGCAGCCACACAGCUGACCACCAGGGAACCAGAAACCAGCCUCUCCACUGGAGAGGUGGAGGACGAACGCUGAAAAUGCAGUACCCCGUGUUGACACCUAGAACCCACCUGGAAUGCAUCUCAAGAACCCCGGACCCUAAAACCCAGGAAGCAUCUGUAACCCAUCUUGGGAAGACAUGGUACUAACCAGAACCUGUGGGACUGAAACAUUCUUUGUCAGUCAACAGUCACUGAUCAAAACACAGAAGAAUACAGUAGAACAUUUUUGAAAAAGGACAGUAUCUAAAAAAUUUAUAAAAUGUCAAUGCAUAUCAUAUCAAAAUGCAUUUGGUCACAUUUUAUAGAUAUGAAA
Molecule: messenger RNA, 4900 nt
Organism: Esox lucius (northern pike)
Lineage: Eukaryota; Metazoa; Chordata; Actinopteri; Esociformes; Esocidae
Product: calcium-activated potassium channel subunit alpha-1
Exons: 33
Coding region: 673-4446 (1257 amino acids)
Biological process (GO): methylation; potassium ion transport; transmembrane transport
Cellular component (GO): postsynaptic membrane
Molecular function (GO): large conductance calcium-activated potassium channel activity; nucleic acid binding; methyltransferase activity
Source: RefSeq, a predicted model, not a curated record